Molecule: messenger RNA, 835 nt
Organism: Sinocyclocheilus grahami
Lineage: Eukaryota; Metazoa; Chordata; Actinopteri; Cypriniformes; Cyprinidae
Product: dual specificity phosphatase 28-like
Exons: 2
Coding region: 224-628 (134 amino acids)
Biological process (GO): protein dephosphorylation
Cellular component (GO): cytoplasm
Molecular function (GO): MAP kinase tyrosine/serine/threonine phosphatase activity
Source: RefSeq, a predicted model, not a curated record
UAAUUUAGUAUCUGAUCUACUGUGUGCAUCUACCUGUAUUGUAAUAACACCAGUAUCUUCAGAAUUUAAAUGAAAUGACUAUAUUAAAUGAAACAUUAAGCUAUUUCCCACUGUGAAUGUGGGACCCAGUGGACCUGUGAUUUAUAAUGAUUAUUCAAUACUUAUGAUGUUCCUUCAAGAUACACAAACAUAUAGUCAAAUAUAUGCAAGCAUAUAGUUAGAGAUGCUGCAGUUAAGCACAGUUACAGACUGUCUGCUGAUCAGUAAUGCCCAAUCAGCCUGUAGCAAUGAACUUAUCCAGAAGGAGAAGGUCACUCUUUGUUUUAAUGUUUCCAAGCAGCAACCCUUUCCCUCUAUGCGGGUAAGCACUUUGCGUGUACCUGUAUUUGAUGACCCUCAAGAAGACCUGUACAAGUAUUUUGACCGCUGUGCUGAUGCCAUAGCCAGUGAGGCAGAACGGGGAGGGACUGUUGUGUACUGCAAGAAUGGACGCAGUCGCUCAGCUACUGUCUGUGUGGCCUAUUUAUUGAAGCACCAGGGUCUCACCUUGACAGAUGCCUUCCAGGUAGUAAAAAGUGCCCGAUCAGUAGUUGCGCCUAACCCAGGAUUCUGGACUCCGCUGAGGUGAAAUGAACAGGAGCUGAAGAUCAGGAGGUCGGCCAGCCACAGAUCUAACCUCUCUCCACUUUAACUUCAUACCAACAUUUCCUGAUAUGACAUUCUCAAACUUCAGGGCUUUAUAAUAAGUCUUUAGUCAUGUCGCUCUUCAAGCUUGCUGCAAAUAACGAAUACCUUAUAAUAACAAUAAUAACGAUAUGUGCCUUAAAUGAUUAUA